Molecule: messenger RNA, 5692 nt
Organism: Formica exsecta
Lineage: Eukaryota; Metazoa; Arthropoda; Insecta; Hymenoptera; Formicidae
Exons: 9
Coding region: 1891-4866 (991 amino acids)
Biological process (GO): protein phosphorylation
Cellular component (GO): Golgi apparatus
Molecular function (GO): protein serine/threonine kinase activity
Source: RefSeq, a predicted model, not a curated record
AAUGCGAGGAUCGUGAAGUGUGUAGUGUGCCGCGAGCUGCCGACGAGUGAGGAUGGUUUUUCACGCGCGCUCCAUCCCGACAACUGCCCAACCACGUGGUGCUCCUAUAUAUCUCUCGCCUUCCAUCGUUGCUGUCGUACAUUUUAUUGCAUGAUCGCGUGACGCGUUUGGAAAUCGGGUCGUGCGUUUCGUUUCGUUUCCUUGCAAUUCAAAUUGUCGAUUGCCGGCGUUACGAGGCCUGUCCUUCGAUUUUCCCCGGCGUCGCGACGCCAUCGUUCCGUCAAAAAAUCAAAGCUCAUAGUAAGAUAUCCAUGAGUGUAUAAGAAAUAUUUGUGAGUGUUUAUAAAGUUCUGCCAUCCAAGAAAUCCGGCUGCGACAAGAGGGUGACUGAGAAAAAGGAUGACUAACAGACGUGCGACUAAUCGAUGUGUGAAUUAAUUCUAAACUAACAACAUGUAACGAAACCGUAAUUCGACCAACCAUGGAGAAGAGAACGUUAAAAGGAAUCGACGGCGCGAUAAUAAGGACGUCGUGGUGUGCACGGCACAUUCGAAAUCCAAUUAAUAUCUAUCGAUUAAUUUAAUCUUACUUGGGUAAUAAACAUAUUUAUUUAACUAAACAAGUGAUAUACAAUAUUUCUUUGCUGUGUUUCAACAAAUGUUCAAAGUGCAAUAAAAGAGUGCAAUCAAGUGAUUCGUUAUUAAAUUUAUCAAUAUCCGGCGCAUCACGCCGGAUUAUCAUUCCUUGAGAUCAUCCCGAGCUCUGGCUGACGGGAAAUGUUCCGGAAGUGCAAGCUGCAGCAACGCGACAGCAACUGCCGACCGCCCGAUAUACAUAGAUAACGCAAACGAUCGCGAAAAAUUAGAAAGAUCCAAAUCAAGAUCGAGGUCAAAGCGCAGAGAAUCUAGUUCAAGGGGCAAGGAAUCAAGAUCAAGAUCGACAGCAGAAGAUUUAAAUUUAAGCAGAAGAUUUAAAUUUAAGAACGAGAAAGACAAUGAUAAAGAGUCAAGGAACCCCACAAAGAGGGUAACAGAUGAAUCCUUAGAAUUAUUAAAUGGGAUUGACAAUCGAUUGAAAGUAGAUCGUAUUAGAAGAUUUAAUAUAGCGGACGAUUUCUUGCAAAGGGUGUUAAAGAAGAAUAUCGGUAAGAGGUGCGACAGAUUCCUAAGAACUAUCAAUAAGGGCCAAUCGUUUCUAAAGAAGAGUAUCCAGCAGAAUUCAAAUCUAAGGAGGAAAAAUGUUUGGGAAAAUUUCUUAUUGUUGAAGAAGGAUAUUCGAGAAAAAGUAUUAUUUUGCAAGAGGCGCUAUCGACAGAGUAUAAUAUUAAAAACAAGAGAAGAUGUCAGAAAGAUUUUAAGAAAGGAUAUUAAGGAAUGUUCUCUGUUGUUGAAAAAAGAUAUUCAAAGGAAAGCAUUGUCAACUGAUAGAAGCGAUCGGCAGAUCCUAAUAUUAGCAAAUAAGGACAUUUGCGAAAAUCCACUGAAGAAUAAUAUACAGACAAAGAUACUAUCAGCCGGAAUAAACAAUCAGCAGAGAGCAAUAAUUGCAAAAAAAUAUAAUCUGGAUAGUCCUUUGUUAUUAAAGAAAGAGAGGAUUGACGAAGACAUUCAUAAAAGCAUUAUAUUACCAAAGAAAAAAAGUGAUGAAAAUUUAUUGUUGACGAAAAUAAAUCUUAAAGAACGAUCAACUCAAGAAAACGACAAAAAAGAUCUGUUAUCAGAGAAGAAGAAUAUUCAUAAGGAUUUAGCUAAUGAGAUCUCGCAGUCAACAAAGAAAGGUAUUGGAGAAACUACAUUAUUCUCAAAGGAUUAUGUUCGAAAGAGUCCACAGCUUUUGAUAAAGAAAAAUGUCAACGACAAUCCGAAGAAGAAUACUCCAAUUGACCCAUUAAUGCAAUUAAUGGACAAAUAUAUUCAGAAAAAUCCAGAGUUGUCAAAGAGCAGUUUUGAUGAAAAAGUAUUUUUAAUAAAAAAAGAUUUUGAAGAAGCUUCACAAUUGUCUGCAUGUAUAAAAAAGAGUUCCUCAUUAUCGCAAAGAAAAGAUAUUUCUGAUGAUAUAAAGUUAACAGCAUAUAAGAAUAAUUCUUUAUUGACCAAAGAUAUUUCUGAGAAAGACCUACCAUCGAAAUUAACAAAAAGAACAAAAGUUCAAGACCAUUUUUCUUUGACCAAGGAAUUUUGUUCUUUAACCGGGGAAGAUACUUCUUUAAUUGAAAGAAAGAAGAGACUAUCGCAACCAACAAAACAAACCAUCUAUAACGAUCUUUCAUUAAACAAGAAUUUAAAAUUUAAACAAACGAACGAUUUAAUUGAUCUUCCUCAUCAAUCAUCGAUUAUCCAUAGACGUCAUCUUCUAUCCAAAGUUCCUCAGCAAAUUCUUCAGGGAUCUAAGAAAGUACGGGAAGAACGCAAUACUGACUCUAAAGCUAAGCGGUCGCCUCCACCGGAUGAAGACUGCUUGAGUCAAGGGUCAACAGGGUUUGAUAACGACGGGUCAGCCGAUAAAGACGAUUCGUCAAUCGAAAAAUACAGACUUACGGAUUCGAAUCACUAUGCGAAACAUCAGUCGAUCGCGAAGCCCCCCGAAGUGCAUAUUACAAUUUCUAAAGUCUUCUCUUGCCCAAAGCAACUAGUAGAUAGCUCCAAAGAAGAUUCAGAAACCAAUUUCAUUAUAGAGUCCACUGAAAGUGUAUCAGGAUGUACAAAUUUUGAAGAAGAUCUGAAGAAUCUAAAGAAUCCAGCCAUUAAGAUAAAAGAUUCCAAAAAGAUUUCAAAAAUUCAAGCCAUCGAGGUAAAAUACGAAAAGAUAUUAAAGAAACCAGUCGUCGAGAUAAAAAAUUCCAAAGGGAUCUUGAAAAAUUCAAUCAUCAGAAUAAAAGAUUGCGAAGAAACUUUAACGAAUCAAGUUAUUAAAGUGAAUAGUGACGAUUUGUCAACCUUGAAGAUAACUGAUAACCUUGAAGGUCCAAAUUAUCAACGAAUAAUUCAAAAAAAUCCACAGAAGUUUUCCAAUCAUAUAGAUUAUCGAUUGGAUAAACCUAUAGAUCGACGAUUGUCAUUAAUAGUAAAUUCUACAAAAAGUCAAGAAAAUAUUUUGAAAAAUCCAUCCAUUAAAAUAAAAGAAUUAGUCACCAAGAUAUAUACCAAUAAUUCGCCUGCCUUAAAGAUAAUCAACAAUCUUGAAUCUUUGAAUAACCAACGACUAAUCCGCCAGACUUACCGUCUUGUAGAUCAUCAAUCUGAUGAUUUGCGGUUGCCAAUAAUUAAGCAAAACUUAUUAGAAGAUAAGAGGAGAAGUGAAUCGAUCAGUAGGCUCCAUAAAAAUCCCAAAAUGAAACUAACCAUUAGACUUAUCCGUAUUCGCGAUAAGCUGGUGCUGGGCCUAAGCGCGGUCGCUAUCGUGUUUACGCUUUUGCUAGUGAUGGAUCUGCAGAUGGACCUGGGCUACAGCGGCCAUCACCUGACCCCGAGCCACGCUCGCGUCAGGGUCGGCGACCCGGCGGACGCCGACAGUGUGUACAACAACUUCCGCCGGAAGUUCCUUCAACGAGGUAAUGGUAGCCGAGAACAGGCAAAUGGCGACACGACGCCCGUCGUUGAAAAAUCCGGGAAAAGCGAACUGACCCCAUCAUCGUCGACGAUGAGAAAGCACGACGUUUUCGCGGAUUUGGUGGAUUUGGUAGUAAAUGGGUACGCGGUGAAUAUUGACGAAGGAGUAGCAAGAAUUAGCGGAGAGAACCGAAAGUAUAGCCCGACAAUCGGAGAGCUGAAAAAGAUGAUACCAAGAAAAAAUGGCACAACCUUGGAGAAGUUUCAUCUACAGAUCUCAAGAUCGGAGUUAUAUUCUAAGAAUUCAAAAUAUGUGGACCAGUUGCUCCACGAGAUGGCGACUAAGCCGAUUCUUCAUGUCGUUCAAAAGGACGGUGGCACGCAAUUAAAAUUGAUCAUUGACUAUGGUGAUAACAUGCAAGCAUUAUUCAAACCAAUGCGAUUCCCGCGAGAGCAACAGACUUUGCCGAAUCAUUUCUACUUCACAGACUUCGAGAGACAUACCGCUGAAAUCGCUUCCUUCCAUCUAGACAGGCUUUUGGGAUUUCACAGAGCGAUGCCAGUAACUGGUCGAACUCUCAAUGUGACAACAGAAAUUUAUCAGAUUGCCGAUGGCGAGCUGCUCAAGACGUUCUUUGUGAGCCCAGCUGGCAAUCUGUGCUUCCAUGGCAAAUGCAGUUAUUAUUGUGACACCGCACACGCGGUUUGCGGUAGUCCCGACACCCUGGAGGGCAGCUUUGCCGCUUUUCUGCCCGACAAAGCCUUCGUCGCCAGGAAGGCCUGGCGACACCCUUGGCGCAGGAGUUAUCACAAGCGGAAGAAGGCCCAAUGGGAAAACGAUUCCGACUAUUGCUCCCUAGUAAAAGAAAUCUCACCAUAUGACGAAGGUCGAAGAUUGCUCGAUCUAAUGGACAUGGCCAUCUUCGAUUUUUUAACGGGCAAUAUGGACCGCCAUCAUUACGAGACAUUUAAGAUUUUUGGAAACGAUAGUUUCACGUUGCAUCUGGACCACGGAAGAGGUUUUGGAAAACCCUUUCACGAUGAGACGUCUAUUUUGGCGCCUCUCUUACAAUGCUGUAUGAUUAGACAGACAACUUUAAGUUCUCUACUCCGCUUUCACAACGGGCCUAUACGGCUUAGCACUGCUAUGCGGCAAAGCAUGGCGAGAGAUCCCGUGGCUCCUGUUUUAUGGGAACCCCAUCUAAACGCCUUGGACCGGCGGAUAGGCAUCGUCCUGCAAGCUGUCCGCGAUUGCAUUGCCCGUGAAAACUCUUCGCAGCAGGUUAUCCGCGGUGAUAAAAUUGACUCGAAAUUAUAGUCUUUGAUCGCGAUCGAGGAUAAUUAAUUGCGAUGUAAAAACAUGUAAAGAAGUCUCUUUCUAUAAAGGCAUUGACAGAAUUCCGAGAAUAUUUGUUUCCACAUUUUUCUUUUUUUUUUUAUUUAUAAUAUUUCCAAUAUUUGUUCUAUCAAUUCAUAGAAAUAGAAAUUAAAUUAUACUGUUUAUUUAAUCAAAUUGAUUAUAUUAAAUCGAUCAGACAAAUGAAUUAUACAGAUCGAGUUUCAUAAAGUUUAUUUUUAAUUUAUUAAUAUAAGAUUCGCAUUUUUAUUAUUGUUUAUCUAUCUUUUCUUUUAUUCGAUUGAGAAUCGGUGUAAAUUAUAUCAAACAAUUUGAUUCAUUCAAUCAUUAAAACUCUUUUUAGAAUUAUAAAAUUAAUUCAAUUUAAUUUUAAUUUAAUACAGAAAUUAUUAUAUUUGUUUUUAGCAACUCUCAGAGAAAAAUAUUAUCAAUUUUUCGAAAAUUUUAACAUUCUUGUGUAUUAAUAUAUUAACUAUCAUAGAAUGAGAAUUAUAAUUAAUUAACGUUGGUUGUGCACACAUACAAUAUGUUUUUUGCCUCGGAUAAAAUUAUAAUGCGCACAAAAAAAAAUUAAUAUAUUUAAUCAUAAUAAAUUUUUAAUUUUAUUAGAAAUAGCGUUAAUUUCUGUAAAUUCGCGCGAGCGUUAGGCGUUAAUUUUUCACAAAAUGUUGCUCAACAAUGUACCAAAAAUAAUAAAAAGUUAAACAUAGUGUCUAUAACCAAUUAAAUGAAUAUUAAAGAAAUAUUCGUUAUAUUUUAUAUAUUUUUCAUAAAGAGAAUUAUAGGU